UGAUUUCUUUCCAGGUUUAAUAUUACAUGACGGAAACUGCUGAUCAAAUCAUGGGAGGCGGAAGGGAAAAAGACGCCAACGGGAAAGAGACGCGAAAUGGCGACGGUAUUCAAAAAUCGCCAAAGAAUGAAAAUAGACGGAAGUCGAUGUCGAAAGAAAAUACACCUGUUCCACCCCCGGACGGUGGGUGGGGUUGGAUGGUUGUUCUGUCAUCGUUCUUGAUACAUAUAAUAGCUGACGGCAUUGUUUAUUCAUUUGGAAUAUUUUACAUGGAAUUUCUAGAAUAUUACAAAGGAGGAAAGGGAGAAACAGCCUGGGUCGGUUCAUUGGUACCCGGCGUCACGUUAAGUGUCGGUCCAUUGGCGAGUAUUCUGACUAACAAGUAUGGUUGCCGGGUUACCACGAUAGCCGGCGCUAUUAUUGCAGCUGCGGGGUUUGUGCUCAGCCUAUUUGCCCCGAACCUUUACUUCUUGUAUUUCAGUUUCGGUAUUAUGGCAGGUCUUGGAUUCGGCCUGAUAUAUUUACCAGCAAUUGUUAGUGUCGGAUAUUACUUUGAAGAAAAGCGUGCCUUUGCGACAGGCCUUGCUGUUUGUGGCAGUGGUCUUGGUGCCUUUAUUUUCAAUCCAUUUUCAAAAUACUUGAUCGACGAGUUCGGUUGGCGAGGUGCAAUAUUGAUCGAGGCAGGCAUUAUAUUAAACUGUGUUUUGUGCGGUGCUUUGUUCAGGCCGUUAGAACAUCCCAAACAUUCUAAAAAUAGUGAUACUGCUAAGAAACCACCUUUAGAUUCACAGCUUGUAAAAGACAGUCUUGAACUUGAAUUAUUUGUAAGUAAUGGUACCACUGUGACUUCACAACCGUCGUCACCAACCCGUGAUAUUACUCCAUUUAGUUUAGAGCCCCCACAUAAAGACACUGCUAUAUUCCGAAGUGAUGGCGCGUUAAAUCGUUCUACACACAAACCGAUGACGCCAUCACCCCUAACGAUGGACCAAACACAAGGCACUAAUUCCUCUACGCAGCCUCAUCUUAGACGACUACUUUCAGAAGAACAUCAUUAUCAUCAUCAUCGCCAUAGUAACCAGCACGCGCCAUUCCGUUCUCAUAGAAAUUUGGUGCUUGGGGGCAUUUAUCAGAGUGGAAGCCUUAUGAACAUAUCUUUGCAGAAAUCACACCCUGCAUUGUACAUUGCCAGUCUCACAUCGAUCCCUGGGGAAGAAACCGACCUCAAAAAGCGACUAUGCUGUUGUGAUGUACCAGCCAAUAUUUAUUAUUCACUUAAGAACAUGUGCGACUUUUCCCUAUUGAAAGACACGAUUUUCUUAAUGUUCGUCGUCUCGAACUUCUGUACCAGCAUCGGUUUCAACAUGCCGUUCAUAUUUCUCACAGACCGCGCGGUGGAUGAGGGCAUCAGUCCAGAAGAUGCCAAGUGGCUGGUGUCGGCUAUUGGGAUAUCUAAUACUGUAGGGAGAGUGUUGUUUGGCUUUCUUGCAGACAGACAAGGAGUAAAUAGGUUAAUGCUGUAUAACACCGCUUUGACUAUCUGCGGAGUUGCUACAGCGUUAUGUCCCUUGUGUUAUUCAUAUUCUUUACUGGUGUUGUAUGCCUGUGUGUUCGGUCUUUUUAUAGGUGUAUACGUGUCACUGACGUCAGUAGUACUGGUUGACCUUUUGGGCUUAGAAAUGCUAACCAACUCAUUCGGAUUACUUCUCAUGUUCCAGGGAAUCGCUACAUUAGUUGGACCACCAAUAGCAGGUUGGUUAUAUGAUGGGACCGGAAGUUACGACGUGUCGUUUAUAGUUGCUGGUGUAAUAGUAGCUGUAAGUGGAAUCAUGUUGUACUUUAUACCACUUGUACGGAGAUGUAUAGAUAAAGAUGAUGUUGAGGAUGGAGAUGCUAGUGAACAAAGAGAACUUACAGCAUAAAUAUACGACCUACGAUACGUCACGUUACGUUACAUUACGUUACACAGAUGAAUGAUACGGACAUUUCAUGAACAAAUAAAAAUGAUGCUCGGAUAUUUCUGUAGAUAUGAGUUCGUUUAUGCAUUAGGCAAAUAUAUGAUGUUCAGAUGAUAUAAUUUGUGAUAUAUCUUUUCACUAAAAACGAAAUACGUUAUAAACGUCACAUUACGUUUGGUAAAAGUUACUCGAGUAUUUGAAUGCAUGUGUUACUAUAGUGACGGAGAUUCUGACGUAGAUUCUCAUAAAGUGUUUUGUAAAAAGGUAUAUAAAAGAGCAAUAAUAGUUUGAAACAGGAGUGUAUAUUUUCAUUAUUUUUGCAAAGAGACGCACAGUAUAAGGGAAGAAGUGUAGAAAAAUACAUAGCUGUCAUUUACAUUACAUUAGACAUUUCUUCAUAUGAUAGAACAUACUGUAUGGACAUGUGCUCAUAUAAUAGUGAAGCUGUUUUACAUCUAAUACCAGCAAUAUAUACAUGUGUGAUGAUAUUGUGCGAAGAAUUAUUCAUCACCGCUAAGUGUGUUUCACAGUGAAACAGUUAGAACCAUUAACACCGUGUGUUUGUAACGUAGAAAUAUAUAGAAAAAUAUAUAAACAUAUUGCAUAAUUAUACGUUAUUCAAAAGAGACUUUACAGACAAUCUGAAAGGAUAUUUUUGUUAUUCUUCUUAUAAAUAAAGCACUAGUGUACAUGUAUAUGAUGAAUAAUUUGUUGUUAAAUUGCUUGCCUAUAAUAAUAAAUGUAAAAUAAAUGUUAAAACUUGAUUGACGAUUUCUAAUGUCAAUAUUUACAAUAUUUACUAUCAUUUUUAUUAAGGUAUUUGAGCUGCGUCACGACAAAACAACAUAAUGGGUUUGCGACCAGCAUGGAUCCAGACCAGUCUGCGCAUCAGCGCAGUCUGAUCAGGAUCCAUGCUGUUCGCUAUCAGUUUCUCUACUUGUAAUAGGGUUGGUAAGCGAACAGCAUGGAUCCAGAUCAGACUGCGAAUGCGCAGGCUGAUCUGGAUCCAUGCUGGUUGCACACCCAUUAUGUUGGUUUUGUCGUGACACGGCUCAUUUGGCUGCUAUAUGAAUUCAUGUUGGAUGUCUUCCACUACAUGUAUCAUGCUUUCUUUUUUCUUUUCUCUUUUGUCAUGUAAGGCACACCAUAGAAAUAAUAUAAUUAAAAAAAGACAAAACAAUGUUUUACCUUUAAAUGAGCUGUUUUAGAUGGGACUACUUAAGAUAUUGAUAUUGCAUUUGUUUAUAUCUAUACACAUUUUUUUCUUGUUCAUUUGUUUAUUUUUUUUAAAAUAUUCUUUAUAUAUAUAUAUAUUAUAUAUAUAUAUAGUCAAAAAGUAGAUUCAAAUGAAAGUUUGUUGUUAUAUGAAAUUUGUGUAGCUAGGGGGGACAACUCCUCAUUGCAUAAAGCAGUAAACUGAUGUGAUAUGGUCUGUGGAGUUGUCUCCCUUAGAGGAAAAAAUAAAUACUGAAGUCUCUUGUAAUUCUUUUAGAAUGGCUUUUCAUGUAUUUUAUGUUUGUGUUUUACGUUUUAUAUGUAUUUAUAUGUACACAUGUAAAGAUGAGACUGAAAUAAAGAAAUAAAGUACUAUACACGACGAAAAAGAUAGUAAAAAGAUUGAAUAAAUAAAAAUUAAAUUAAUGAGAGGUAACAUAAUUACAUCUAAUGUUUUAUUCAUACUCACCUUUAAAAAAUCGCAUUUAUAGUACAUAUGACUUUAGUAUAUUUAUGUUUAUGAUAUUUACGUUACAGUAACGUCAAUUUUUACGUUACCGUAACGUAAAUAAAAAGAGUUACAAGAGUUACGUACGAAUUGCUUAUCAAUGCUCCAUAAAAAUUUGAAUAUAAUGUAAAUGUGUACAUUUUUGUUGUUAAGAUUUAAAUAUAGUAAUUAUGUACGAUUUUGUAGUUUAGAAUAGUUACUGCCUGAUUUUAUUCUGUGUAUGUUAUUGAUACAUUUUGUUCUUUGGCUUGUUCACAAUUGGCCGUUGUAUAUUCAGCAGAUAUUUUAUAAAUGAAUUAUUCUUUGUAUAAUGUACAAUAUAUGAGCCGCGUCACGACAAAACCAACAUAAUGGGUUUACAGACCCUAUAACAAGUAACAAAGAUAACAAAGAAACUGAUAGCGAACAGCAUGGAUCCUGAUCAGACUGCGCGGAUGCGCAGGCUGGUCUGGAUCCAUGCUGGUCGCAAACCCAUUAUGUUGGUUUUGUCAUGACGCGGCUCAUAUAUGAUUAUCACAUCUGAAAUCAAAAGAAUAUUUAACAUUUAUUCAUAAAACUUCAUUCGUUUAUUUGCUUCAAACACUUUUGUGUUAUCAGAUUUAAUUCCGCAUAUUUUAAAGAUAACCUUUUACGCAAAAUACGGCAUUAGUCAUUUCAGCUUAUUUUUUCAGGAUAUUGCAUAAAGUGCAAUACAGACAGGUGUGUUCAGACAAGUUUUUUUUUUAAAAUUUCAUUUAUAUUCAGUUGUUUUCAUUUGUGAGAUCAUGUUGAAACACGAAACAUAGGUUUUUAAGUUCUUUUUGCAUGAACAAGAACUUUUCAUUUCAUCAAUAUUAAGGAAAAAAUAAAGAGAACCAAAUCAAAACGCGGAAAAAACGCUGAUGCUUGAGAUAUUAGUGAGCAUGUUCAGUUGCAGUUUCAUUAUCUCGAAUCUUAUUGGCUGAUAAAUAUUUUCAAAGGUAACUAAUCAGAGUGGAUGACGCUUGUUGACUUUUUAUCCGCAUAUGAAAGAAAGAAUGUCAUUGGUUAAUUAAAAAUAGUAAUGUUAGGAAGCUGAUUUUUAUAUGAACGUUAUACUAGUAUAUUUUGAACAAUAUGAAGUUUAUGAAAAAUAUAUACACUAUACAGUGUACAGUUGUUUACUAUGUAACAAUUUUUGGAUAAAACAAUGUGAGCAUUGUGAAUUUGGUAUGAAAAGGAACCAGUGUAUGCCUGUGAUUUUACUUAAAUUGAAAUGUUAGAAUGUUGGACAUUUUAUAAAAAAAACUUACAAAAAAUUUACGAUGUGAUAGUAAUGCUUAUUUGUGCCUUACCUAUAUUAUAAGAUUAAUAACGCCUGUAAAGGGACCAAUACUUAUAUUUCCUGUUAAAUAACUGUUUGCACUUAGUAUAAGAUAUUUUACCCUGCAGAUCAACGUAAUAUCUAUAUAAAGGGGGAACCAUUAACGAAUUCCAAGUUACUCAAUAUUGAGUAUCCAUAUUAUCGGCACCUCAGUACAAUAACUGGUUAUCUCCGUUUAAAUUUAGAAGGACUUAACUCAUUACUGCACUAAAGUGAGGAGAUGAAUAAAUACGGAGACACAGACAAGUAAGUCCACAGAGGACAAUAAUAUAUUCUAACAUACUAAUCUAGCAUAAACAUGGCAUAAACAUUGACACAAUUGUGGAAAUGGGGAUAAUGGGGACGUAAAGCACAAAAUAAAACAAGACUAGUUUCAUUUGUUGGCCUUAGUUAUGUAAUACAUUGAUAUUAUAAUUUUCCAAUCAUUUCACGCGAGUUGAAAACUGGAUAUGUUUAUUUUAAGUCUAGUUUUUAUAUUACUAGUUUUCUUUUGUGAUCAUCCAUUGUUUAGCCUUCAUGUUAUCAGAACAAAAUAAAAUGAAACGAAACAGAACA
Molecule: messenger RNA, 5578 nt
Organism: Ruditapes philippinarum (Manila clam)
Lineage: Eukaryota; Metazoa; Mollusca; Bivalvia; Venerida; Veneridae
Product: monocarboxylate transporter 5-like
Exons: 6
Coding region: 27-1922 (631 amino acids)
Biological process (GO): monocarboxylic acid transport; transmembrane transport
Molecular function (GO): monocarboxylic acid transmembrane transporter activity
Source: RefSeq, a predicted model, not a curated record